Dothidotthia symphoricarpi CBS 119687 is the source of this 2577-nucleotide messenger RNA. RefSeq lists its product as uncharacterized. The coding region runs from base 26 to 2350 and encodes 774 amino acids. The transcript has 5 exons. Lineage: Eukaryota; Fungi; Ascomycota; Dothideomycetes; Pleosporales; Dothidotthiaceae. Gene Ontology annotation, biological process: positive regulation of mitotic metaphase/anaphase transition; protein K11-linked ubiquitination; anaphase-promoting complex-dependent catabolic process. Gene Ontology annotation, cellular component: anaphase-promoting complex. Gene Ontology annotation, molecular function: protein binding. The record is from RefSeq and is a predicted model, not a curated record.
CCCACCACUACAAUCCACGUGCAACAUGGUGACGCCCCGCUAUCUCACUGCGCAGAAGAUCAGCCUCCUAGUCUUGACGCGUCUCUACUGCAGCUCGACUCUGCCCUCCUCGGCAACAAUACCCAUCCUCUCUUUCAUCCUGUCAUCUACAUCACCGUCAACUUCCCCAAGCGCCCGAAAUCAGUCCGCCUCAGCUUCUCCCAACAACACCACUUCCUUCUCCAUUGACGCUUUCGAACAUGUCCUCCAGGGCCAUGCUUCGAGCAUGCCGGGCCGGACCCUUCUAGAUCUUUUCCUCAAGCACAUGUGGGAACUGAAUUCGUUUGACGCACUGCACAAUCUCUUUGACAACCUCGGAGAGUUGUUAAUCCCCCCUCCGCCAGGAACUCGAGAUGGAGAAGCGCCGGAUCGUAUCUGUCUUUCGAGGGCUUCCCCGCUGGGUGCCUUUGUGCGCAGGGCCCGUCUGGAGUUUAACAGAGUGCAGUUUGAUGAUUCGAUGAAGCUCUGGUCUUCGUUCAUCAAGUACCGCUCGCCAACUGCACAGUGGACAAAGAGGCUUGCUGGGCUGGCUUCCAGUGGUAUUGACGUCGUCGCAGCAGAGAUGGGACUGCAGCCGGGCGAUGAUGUGUAUGAAGUUGCGUACGGGCACUUGGAAGAGCAGGAUGAAGAAGGAGAAGAACUAAGUCUCAACGACCUGGAUUGGAUUCUGGAAUUUCAACUUGACCGCCUCCAACGCUUUGGCUCUCGCGUCCCGGAAGCCAUGCAGUCGCAACUUCGCAGCAUGAUCAGCUCCUCGGGCCAUGUCCAUCGGCAAGCACAUCUCGUGUACUUCUUCGACGCCUGGAAAGCCGGAGACUAUACGUCCGCUUUUGAUAACCUGCAUCGCUACUAUGACUACGCUAUGCAGACGCGCGAAAAGAUCCACUACCAAUACGCCCUCCUCCACAUGGCCAUCUUGCAAGCCGACUUUGGCUGCUUCGGCGAAGCGAUCGCAGCGAUCAACGAGACGAUUGCCACAGCUCGCGAGAACCAGGACAUGACAUGUUUGAGCUUCAGUCUGAGCUGGCUAAAUCACAUCAGCAAGGCGUUUCCAAAACAGAUGAAGGGCACAGGGUAUAUAGGUAUGUUGGGGAGUGAGAGGGACGCAUUGACGUUCUUGAAAGCAAAGGCUAGGGAGACAAAGAUGUGGAAUUUACUGAGUGCGACGCUUCUUAACGAAGCAAAGCUGUGUCUUGCAGCGGGUGACUCCGUUCCCAGAGCUCUCGAGUACAUCUACCAGUCCUCGCACCUCAACAUCAAAGAACACAUCAGCAGUCACGGUAGUCAAAUGCUGUUGCAGUCGACACUGUACUCGCGCCUUGGAAUUCCACAUCUCGCCAACGCACAUUGCGAAUUGCUCCUCGACUGCUACGAGCACUCCUGCCCGAUUGAUGAGCGGGUCCGCGCUGUAGGACGGCGGGCAUUCAUCUUAAGCCAAAGCGGCCGUUACGAUGAGGCUAUCUCGGCCCUGAAGUCAAUGGAUCCACCUGUAUACAAAUCGCUGAAAUUCUACCAACACAUUCUCCUAAGCACCGGUCUCAUCAAACUCAAACGAGCUAUUCGCCGUUCCGACUACUCGGCAGCCACGCACCUCCUCUCAACCCUCAAGCCCGCUUCCGACCCCGCCUCCGACCCUCUCGACUCCGAACUCUCCUUCUUACUCCACGAAGCACACAUCGACUACCUCACUUCUCGCGGCUCCUACCCAGAAGCUUUUAGCGCUAUAUCCAGCCUCGCGCAGUCCCUCACAGAAGACAAUGCCGACAUCUUGCAGCGCGUCGCUGUGCUGCUCAUGAAAGCGGAGUUGUUCCGCAAAGUAGGCAAACCAGAACGUGGGUUCAGCGUUGCAUUGCGGGCAGCAAGCGUGGCCUUCAAGGCGAGAUUGAUGCCGAGUCUGUGGGUAAGUGUGGGGGUGCUGGCGAACCUUCUGAACGGGUUGGGGGAAUACGGAAGUGCGAGGCGCAUGUUGGAGGGUGUGUUGCCGCAGGCCCUGGAAAACGCAGACCAUAUGCUGAAUGGCACACUAUAUGCACACCUUGGUGACUCGUAUAUUGGCCUCGCGGGGCAGUGCGACGCUGAAUCACAAGCUGGUGUUCGUUCGAGAUGGGCCAAUGUCGCAAAGGCGGAACUGUACAUCGACAGGACUAGGGAGUGCUUCAAGAAGUGCUCUUUUCUGGACGGCGAGUGCGAGCAGCUGAUGAAGAAGGCGCUCAUUGCCAAAUUAAGGGGCGAUGAGAAAUUAGCAGAGGAGUGGGCGCAGAAUCACAAUCAAGUAUGGGAGAAGGGCAUGCGGAUGAACGAGGAGGGCUGAAUGAGCGAGAUGAGGAAGUAGAACAUAAAACGAUGCACGAUGAUAGAGUCAGAGUGUCUACGAGACUCGACUUGGCACAAGAUUUAAAGACAAAAGAAAUGUGUUGUUGAUUUGCUACUUGAGGCUUGCGCUUGUACUACGAACGCAAUCCCCACGCACACUGUUCGGGUCCAUCUGGAGCCCUAUAGGUAAAAAGAUACACGGUCUUGCAGGCACUUAUUCGUCCU